Molecule: messenger RNA, 1809 nt
Organism: Astrephomene gubernaculifera
Lineage: Eukaryota; Viridiplantae; Chlorophyta; Chlorophyceae; Chlamydomonadales; Astrephomenaceae
Source: the annotation of a GenBank genome assembly
GUUAUUAAGAUGGGGUCGAGUGACAUGCCAGCCGUCAACAGGUACCACCAGUCGGUGACGUUCGAGCGCAUUAGGCGCUUACUGAGCGACUUGCCAACUCAGCUGCCGUACCGUACGUCAUGGGGCCCCCCCGACAUGGGGCGCCUGACAGCUGCCGUCAUCGGCGGCAUGCUGCCACCAGGAACGCUCGUCCUGAAUCACGUAGACAAGAUGGGCACCAGGCCCCGAGUCGGCAUCGUGCUGUGCGGCUACAAGCAGUGGGGGAAGUCGGGUUUUGCAGUGCCCGUGCUAUGCAUGUGCGACAGCUGUUCGCAAACCAGCGACAUCACCAAGCGGAUCUUUGACCUGCAGUCCAGCUUCCACAGGCACGCAGGCCAAACGUGCCUGGACUGCAUGCGUUUCAACACUAACGCGCUGCUGCAUCUUCCCAUGGACGGCGCGCCCAGCGACUCCGAUGCGGCCUACAACAACGACAUCGACUCCCCCAGUGCAGCGGGCUACACCGGAAUGGUGCUCGUCUCGAUUCCCCGCCUUCUGGCCGCAUGGGCCAAGGUUGGCGGUCGAUCCCUGAGGCGAUUCCCGAAGCAGCUUUUCGAGGCGAAGUCGCCCGGCCAGAAUUGGCUGCUCCCGUCGGACCCGGAACGUCUCAGCCGGUUCCAGUACGCAGACGAACUCAUCAGCGAGUGGUCGAAGAAUAAGCUGCAGGCCACGCCGUCCGGUGCCAUUAAGAACGAGUUUGACACGCGCCUUAACCGGUUGCCGCCCGUUGAUAAUGCGGCAGCGGAAAAGGACGCCGAGGAGGCUCACCGCGCGUCUUGCCACACGCCGGCCAUGUUUCGGUACGAGCUCUACAAGCGACAAGAGGCGAAGGAAGCACGAGCUGGCCUGGAGGGUGCUGCCGUGCACCAACCGGGCACCGGGAAGUCUGGGUCACAACGCGCCUAACGUGCAGCAGCAGGGCAAGCUCGUGCACACAUGCCCGUUUAACGGGUCGCAAGGUAUCUAACGCACCUGGGCAGGUCGGAAGCGUUGUGGUCCGCCGGCAUAACAUACCAAGCGCGGGAAUAUGCCGUAGGGAGGUAGGGGCGAGACAGGAAGUGGGGGAGGGACUGAUGGGAGAGAGAGAGAGACGUACCAGAAGAGAGGUGGAAAAGAAGGAUAGGGAAUAGCCACAAACAGUAGAGCGCGUUGGUGUGGGGGGCGACAACUUGGGUUACGGCGUUCAGGAGGAGGAGAAAAAGAGGAGUGCAACAGCGUAGUGGCAAUUAACCGGAUGUGAUGAACGGCGGUAUGCUGAAGCAUGACAAGGAUAUGCCGUACGGAGGUAGGGGCGAAAGAGAGAGUGGGGGAGGGAGUGCCGGGAGAGAGAGAAAGAGAGAGAAAGACGGAGGUAGGAGGAAUGGAGGGAACUAGAAGAGAGGUGGAAAUAGCCACAAAAAGGCUGAAAAUUGCCAAUGAAUGCUAAGUGAUGACGCAAUGUACGGUCGGAGAUGGAUACGUAGGUGGAACCUAAUACGGACAGUUCCUUGUUUGCUGGUUGCAGCCGUUGCCGCAUGGUUGCAAUUGUUCUGCACGGAUUUGUACACCGUUGAGUUCGAUGUAUCAGUACCUGCCGGAUCAUUGCGGUCUUUGCAGUUGGUCAGUCAAAACACGGCUGUUGACCGUGUGACAAACGGAAGGCGCAUCUUGUAUAUGUCGCUUGUCAAUUGGUUAAUGCAGUUGUCUACGAGCUAGCUGUUAACGGUCGAGAGCAUGGGGCGUUUCGUGUACGUUGAUCGGCAUAUGGUUAACCGAACACUGGUAAUUUUG